AAUGAAGGGAUCGCGCAUUAUAAUGAUACAUACGUAUUUCUUAAAGGUUAAAUAGUGGAAGAUAUUAUAAGCUUGUUUUAAUCUGUAAUGUCACAGAGUGAAUUAUAUAAGGUAAGCAAUAUUAUAUAUACAGAUAAAUAACUAUGACGCAGUUAACAUACAGUUCAAUAUUAUCCAGAGUAAUAAGACAAGUUUAUUGUAAUGGUAAAGGAAAGAAUAAAUUUAUGUCGACACAAGGCCCUAAAGUAGAAACCAAAAGUAAUCCUGAUCCUGUUCAAAGAUUAGGGCCUCACAUGUAUGCUCCUACCAAUCUAGACAAAAGGAUGUUAGUGUGGGUGAAACGAUAUCCAUCCAUGGCUGAAAUACCUUCUCAAGUGACACUUGAUUGUAUGUUGCAAGCACGAUCCAAAGUUAGAGUACGCAUAUGUAAUAUUAUGAUAGUAAUCACACUAAUAGGAUUUUUAAUUGCCGCUGUAAGCGGGAAAAAAGAAGUGGCAUCAGGGAAUACUCUUUUUAAAAUAGAUCAAGACUGGCAAAAGAAUUUACGAGAAGAACAUGCAGAAGCUACUAAUAAAAAUGGAAGUACUUAAAAUCUA
This is a messenger RNA of Polistes dominula (European paper wasp), 596 nucleotides long. RefSeq names its product UPF0389 protein CG9231. The record is from RefSeq and is a predicted model, not a curated record. Lineage: Eukaryota; Metazoa; Arthropoda; Insecta; Hymenoptera; Vespidae.